This is a messenger RNA of Branchiostoma floridae (Florida lancelet), 680 nucleotides long. RefSeq lists its product as uncharacterized. Bases 231 to 680 code for a protein of 149 amino acids. The transcript is spliced from 4 exons. Lineage: Eukaryota; Metazoa; Chordata; Leptocardii; Amphioxiformes; Branchiostomatidae. The record is from RefSeq and is a predicted model, not a curated record.
ACAGGUGCCGAGAAGAAAGAAGAUUUGCUUCGAAAGUUAUGUGAGCAUCGGAUAUUUCAUCUUACUUUAAUACGAUUCAGCAAGGGAAUCUUAACGUAGAGUUUUGGUCACCGAACAAAAGAUUUUCUGUCACAGUUUGCGUAAAGUCGGUUUCGUCUCUACGUCUUUUUGAGAAGGCGGGAAUUUCGAUUUCAUUCGUACCUUGUCUUCCAUGACACGAACAGAGCAAAAUGGUGGAAAGUCGUCACACAGGACAGGCUUUGCUGUUCUUCUCGAGUUUACCUGACCUGAAGAAGCUGUGUGUGAUCACCUUGACCGUGAAGAAGGCAGCAAAAACUCCCACAAGUAGCGGCCCUGCAACCGGCAAGUUUCAACUACAGAUCACCAAAUGCAGAGAACUGAUCUUCACUGAAGCUGGGAUCCUGGCAUCUCCAUCAGUGGAUGACUAUGACACCAUCAACAUUAUUGUCCAGCUUGAAGACUUUGCAGUUGACCCACAGGCUUCCUGGCUCUUCUAUAGCAACCCAUAUGCAGUCGUUUCUGAACAUUUCAUCCAAGAUCGAUGGUGCUAUGUUCUGCCCAGGGCAGCGACACCUAUUGAUGCAGUGCAAUGUGAACCAUUCAGAAUUGCCCUGAUGGAGGUGAUCAACAGACACUCAGGGAAAGGUCUGUGGAAAUAA